Cicer arietinum (chickpea) is the source of this 1251-nucleotide messenger RNA. RefSeq names its product NAC domain-containing protein (gene NAC52). Gene Ontology annotation, molecular function: DNA binding. The record is from RefSeq and is a predicted model, not a curated record. Gene Ontology annotation, biological process: regulation of DNA-templated transcription. Lineage: Eukaryota; Viridiplantae; Streptophyta; Magnoliopsida; Fabales; Fabaceae.
CACUUAUCUCCUUUCAAACAUUUCAAACACCUUGAUUUCUCUAGAACCCUCUACAAUUUCCUAUCCCUUCUCAUGUGUUGUCACAUUAUCACAAAAAUCAUCUGUCUAUACUUGUAAUAUUUUUUAUUCAAUGGAGAGCAAUACAAGCUCUGAACUCCCUCCUGGCUUUAGAUUUCAUCCAACAGAUGAAGAAUUAAUUGUUUAUUACCUUGGUAAUCAAGCUACAUCAAAGCCAUGCCCUGCAUCUAUCAUUCCAGAAGUUGAUAUCUAUAAAUUUGAUCCUUGGGAAUUGCCUGAUAAAUCUGAAUUUGAAGAGAAUGAAUGGUAUUUCUUUAGUCCAAGAGAAAGAAAGUACCCAAAUGGAGUGAGGCCUAAUAGAGCAACUUUGUCUGGAUAUUGGAAGGCUACUGGCACAGACAAACCAAUCAAUAGUGGAUCAAAGCAUAUUGGGGUGAAGAAAUCUUUGGUCUUUUACAAGGGUAGACCACCAAAGGGUAUCAAAACUAAUUGGAUUAUGCACGAGUACAGAUUGGUUGGAUCACAAAAACAAACUAGCAAGCAUAUUGGAUCCAUGAGGCUAGAUGACUGGGUUUUGUGUAGAAUCUAUAAGAAGAAGCACAUGGGAAAAACAUUGCAGCAAAAUGAGGACUAUCCAACACUUCAAUUUACUGAUUCUACAAUAGUAUCAAAUAAUGAUGGGGAACAAGAAACCAUGAACCUUCCAAGGACUUGUUCACUUACUUAUCUUUUGGAUAUGAAUUACUUUGGUCCAAUCUUAUCUGAUGGCUCAACCUUUGAUUUUCAAAUCAACAAUUCAAAUAUUGGAAUAGACCCUUUUGUAAAACCUCAACCGGUGGAAAUGACUAACCAUUUUUAUGAAGCAGAUUCAAGGAAGUACUAAGUGAAACAGAGUAGCAUCACCAAUCAUAAGAAUUUAGAUUGUCUAGAUAUGUCGAUAAGGGUCAUGCAUUAAAUAAUCUUGAAGAUUAUUUAUGGAACUAUGUCAAAAAAUUAUGUUAUACCAUAAAAUGGAUUUUUGUUUUCGAUGCCUUGUUGACAAUUUUUAUACAAAUUGUACAAAAGAACAAAUUUAUUAGGUCUAAAUAAAAUUUCACACAUAUGGAAUCACCUAGUUCAAUGUUCAAAGCAUAUGCUAGAGAUUAUGCUUUGGAAGCAUUUGAAGUUAGAUUGGACCACUUAUUGUACAUAUUACAAUGAUAAUUAAUUUUAACCAAGGAUAUAUUUGGCAAA